This is a messenger RNA of Pararge aegeria (speckled wood butterfly), 1724 nucleotides long. RefSeq lists its product as uncharacterized. The coding region runs from base 243 to 1697 and encodes 484 amino acids. Gene Ontology annotation, cellular component: nucleus. Gene Ontology annotation, molecular function: protein binding. Lineage: Eukaryota; Metazoa; Arthropoda; Insecta; Lepidoptera; Nymphalidae. Gene Ontology annotation, biological process: regulation of transcription by RNA polymerase II. The record is from RefSeq and is a predicted model, not a curated record. The transcript is spliced from 12 exons.
GUGUGAAUUUGUUUAAGAAUUCAAAAUAAACAAAAGUUGAAGUUGAAAAUAAUAAUAAACAAAUCUCAAAAAUCGAAAGUGAUAUAGACAAUUUUUAUAACUUCAUAAAAUUACAGUAGUUUAUAUAAACUGCGAAGUAGAAAUAAAUUCGACGAAUUUAAAGGUUCAAGUUCAAGGACUCUUAACGUUUAAAAUCGAAAUCAAAAAUAAAUAUUAGUGAUACAACGACAACCACAACAACAAUGUAUUGCUUGAGUUGGGACUCUUAUAAAAAUUAUAUUUGUAAUGGAUUUGCCCAAUUGCAACAGAGAGAAGAAUUAGUUGAUAUGACUUUAGUCGCUGAAGGACACUUAGUUAAAGUUCACAAGAAUUUAAUUUCUUUAGCAAGCCCAUACAUCAAAAAUGUAAUAAAUUUAGUGCCAUGUACACAUCCCAUUAUUUUCUUAUCGAGCAUUACACAUGAAGUUUUAUGCCAGCUUCUAGAAUACAUAUACACUGGUGAAGUCCAUGUAGAACUGGAAAAACUGAAUGCUUUUAUCAAGGCAGCUAAGGAAUUUCAGUUACCGGGUAUUGCAUAUGAUUUGUUAAAGGAAACAAGUUUGACAAAUGGCCAGAAUAAUAAUACCCCAGAAGCAAUACCUACAGGCAAAAACAUUAACAUAAUUAACAGGCAACUAGAAUACAGAUCGAGCAAUUCUGCUGUUGACUCAAAUAUUAAUGAUAUUUUAGAUUCUCAUACAGCACAGAAUGUUAAUAAAAACCAUGAAUGGCCACAAAAACAUUUGAUUAAUAGACACAUGAAAAAUGACACCAAGGCAUUACCUGUUAAUAAGAUUCAGAUUUUGGAAAAUAGGGAAAUAUUGCUUGGCACUAGUGAUGCACCCAUUGAAAUAAAGACAAAUGAUAUUAAUUUAGACAUUGAUAUGAAAUCAUUGGAGAGUGCUAAUAAUAAUAAUCAGAAUAUGUCACAUGCAACAAUUUUGAUAAACGGGCAGAGUACAAAUACUAUGGAAGAAUUGUCUACAGGGAAUGGUAUUCAGUUAAUAAAAAACAGCCUACUUGACUAUGGGACAACGGAAGGUGAUAUUGAACUAAAUAACAUGGACAAUAUUUUAGUCACAAAUAUGCAAUCAUUAGACACAGAUUUACAGAAAGAUGGUAACAAUCAUUACGAUUCAUCCAAUUCUGUAACAGUUACAGAAACAUACGAUGCCAAUAACUUUGAUGACUUUUUAAAAUUUCCCGAACCACAAAACUCGACUGCAAAGAGAAAUAGUGUCUCUCAAAAUGAUCAGAAUUAUGAAAACAACAAGCCUGCCAAUAGUGAAGCACCAUUUGAGUACUCUUUGGAUCUCAGCACUAGUGUUAUACCGCAACAAUAUACUGUGUCGAAUAGAGGAUCAGUGCAAAUGAUACUCAACCGUUACAUGUACAGUGUGCAAUAUAGUGCGAAUUCUGGAGUGAAACGCCGAUGGCGAUGUAUAGACUAUCGCAUAUUGCAUUGUAAGGCGUUUGUUGAUACACUGGACGGUAAAAUAAUCAAGAGAAAGAACUGCCACACUCAUCCAUUCCACGAUAGCAAAAUUAUGAAGAAGUUAAAAGCGAAUUUAGUUUUUGGAGCAUUUAGCACUGCGAUGCAUGAAAUGAAGAAACGAAACAAUAUGGACAGUGUAGUUCAAGCUAUUGACAGUGAAUAAUAAAUAAACUGUUUUUUAGUACGAGUA